AUGAAGUUCGCUACCAAGGAAGAACUCGAAGCCCACCAGGCUGCCACCGUUCGAGGUGGCAUCGAGGGUUUUGCCGCAGGUCUCGCACUGUCCCUCCCUGCAUCUUUCUAUGCACAGCGCACCUCCACCUAUUACCGCGCUCUCCCCAUCCAGCUCAAGGCCCUCGGCGUCGUCCUCGUGGUAGGACCUUUGUUCGCCAUCCAGGCUGAGCGCCGCGGCGUCGAGUUCGACCAGUCGACAUGGACGGGUGCCGGAAAGCGUGAGCUCGAUCGAGAGGAAGCUGCCCAGGUUUCGCGGUGGAACACCCUCGAUACCCGCCAGAAACUCUAUGACUGGGCAAUGCGCAACCAGUACAAGAUCAUCCUGGGUAGCUGGGCGGCUAGCAUGGUUGUCGCUGGUGCUCUCGUGUACGGUAACAAAUAUCAGACGCCUGCCCAGAAGGUCGUGCAGGCUCGUAUGUGGGCGCAGGGCCUCACAGUUGGUGUGAUGAUCGGUGCGGGUAUCCUCACCCAUUCGCAGCGGGCAGAAGCUGCGAAGCACCGCGACGUCGACCACUCGUGGGCUUCGAUUGUCAGCAUAGAAGAGGAGGAAGAGCGAGAACGUGCGCUGGCUCAGAGCAAGCUCCGAUUGCUUAACUCCACCCCCGCCCACUCACCGUAG
Molecule: messenger RNA, 660 nt
Organism: Sparassis crispa
Lineage: Eukaryota; Fungi; Basidiomycota; Agaricomycetes; Polyporales; Sparassidaceae
Product: Respiratory supercomplex factor 2, mitochondrial
Exons: 4
Coding region: 1-660 (219 amino acids)
Biological process (GO): mitochondrial respiratory chain complex IV assembly
Cellular component (GO): mitochondrial inner membrane
Source: RefSeq, a predicted model, not a curated record